CGGCUGUCUGCAAUGCGCAUGUCAAAAAUGGCAGCGCACAUUGUAUUGCAUAGUAUUGUCCGUGUCGUUUUGAAUAAGACCGUGAACAAGUUGAAUUAAAAAUAUUUCUAGUGAUAUAUGGAAUAAUGGAAAAUACGGAGUUCUGCAAUGCAAAGACGAACAUUUAUUUUCAUUAGAACCAUAUAUAAAUAACAAAAUGUAUUCUGUUUGCAAAAGUACUCAUCCUGCUACUGGCGUGGAACAUGCUAUAACCUGUUACUUCUUUAAUCGUAUAGAAAAAUGUUUAGUCGUUGCCGGUGCAAAUAUAAUUCGCGUUUUCCGUUUAAUACCGGAUGUCGAUACUACCAAAAGAGAAAAAUAUACAGAAUUACGGCCUCCGAAGAUGAAAUUGGAGUGUCUUGCUCAAUACACAUUGCAUGGAAAUAUAAUGUCUAUGCAACCUGUACAUCUUAUUGGCUCUCCUAGGGAUUCAUUAUUAUUGAGUUUCCGAGACGCUAAAUUGUCUGUGGUGGAAUAUGACCCAGAAACACAUGAUUUACGCACUGUAUCACUACAUUACUUUGAAGAAGAGGAAAUGAGGGAUGGUUGGACAAAUCAUCAUCAUAUUCCCAUUGUUAGAGUAGAUCCUGAGGGUCGUUGUGCUGUUAUGUUGAUAUAUGGGAGAAAAUUGGUAGUUCUUCCAUUUCGUAAAGACCCUACAUUGGAUGAUGGAGAUCUACUUGAAAACUCUAAAAUAGGUUCAUCCAAUAAGACACCUAUACUUUCCUCAUAUAUGAUAGUGCUGAAAAAUUUGGAGGAAAAAAUGGACAACAUAAUAGAUUUAGAGUUUCUCCAUGGAUAUUAUGAACCCACUUUAUUAAUUCUUUACGAACCCGUUAGAACAUUUUCAGGCCGUAUUGCAGUGAGGCAGGAUACCUGUGCAAUGGUAGCAAUAUCUUUAAAUAUACAGCAAAAAGUCCAUCCAAUAAUUUGGUCUGUUUCGAAUUUACCUUUUGAUUGCUACCAAGCAGUGCCUGUCAAGAAGCCUCUUGGAGGAACAUUAAUAAUGGCUGUGAACUCAUUGAUUUACCUUAACCAGAGUAUACCGCCAUAUGGAGUAUCACUCAAUAGUUUGGCAGACACAAGUACAAAUUUUCCAUUGAAACCACAAGAUGGUGUAAAAAUGAGCUUAGAAGGUGCUCAGGUAGCUUUUAUUUCGUACGAUCGCUUGGUUAUUUCUUUGAAAAGUGGGGAAUUAUAUGUUUUAUCACUGUUCGCUGAUAGUAUGCGAUCGGUUAGGGGAUUUCAUUUUGAUAAAGCUGCUGCAAGUGUAUUGACAUCCUGUGUCUGUAUGUGUGAGGAUAAUUAUUUGUUCCUCGGCUCAAGACUUGGUAAUUCCCUGUUGUUAAGAUUUACUGAAAAGGAACCUGAAAAACCUCAGAUUCCCGAUGACGCUGAAGUCACUGUUGAUGACGAUGAGGACAGUGGAGAAACUCCAGCUAAGAAAGUCAAGCAAGACUUUUUGGGAGAUUGGAUGGCGUCUGAUGUCCUUGAUAUCAAGGAUCCAGAGGAACUUGAAGUGUACGGCAACGAAACACAAACGUCUAUGCAUAUUACAUCAUACAUAUUCGAGGUUUGCGAUAGUCUGCUCAAUAUUGGACCCUGUGGUAAUAUAUCUAUGGGAGAACCAGCAUUUCUCUCAGAAGAAUUUUCUCACGCCCAAGAUCCUGAUGUUGAACUGGUCACUACUUCAGGCUAUGGGAAAAAUGGAGCUCUAUGUGUAUUGCAACGUUCUAUUCGACCUCAGGUAGUAACAACAUUUGAAUUGCCUGGUUGCGAGGACAUGUGGACUGUGAUUGGUGCUGUAAAUACUGAAGAACAAGUCAAAGCUGAAGCUGAAGGGACCCACGCGUUUUUAAUUUUAAGUCAUGAAGAUUCUACAAUGAUUUUGCAAACUGGACAAGAGAUCAAUGAAGUUGAUCAAAGUGGUUUUAGUACACAAGGUACCACGAUAUUCGCCGGAAAUCUUGGCGCUAAUCGUUACAUCAUUCAAGUUACACAAAUGGGAGUACGAUUAAUGCAAGGAAUUGAUCAGAUACAACACAUACCCAUUGAUCUUGGCUGUCCUAUUAUUCAUGCAAGUUGUGCAGACCCUUAUGUUACUAUAUUAACCGAGGAUGGGCAAGUCAUGUUAUUGACCUUUAGGGAAAUCCGAGGCUCAGCUAAAUUAUACAUUCAACCGGCAAAUUUACUGUUUAGGCCGCAAAUAGAGACGUUAUGUGCUUAUCGUGAUGUUAGUGGAAUUUUCACUAUGCACCUUGCUGAGGACGUCGAAGAUGAUAACGCUGAGGAAGAGAAAGUUGUUGAAGAGCCAACUACAAUAACGAACAUAGACGAUGAAGAUGAGCUUCUAUACGGUGAUGUUCCAGCUUUUCAAAUGCCAGCGCCACCUCAAGUAAAGGCUCAAGAUGGUAACAACAAGAAAGCACCCUGGUGGCAAAAGCAUCUGCAGGAAUUCAAACCGACCUACUGGCUGCUAGUAUACAGGGAUAGCGGAACUUUGGAGAUUUACUCAUUGCCGGAUUUAAGAUUAUCCUAUUUGAUACGCAAUUUUGGUUAUGGCCAACACGUUUUACACGACAGCAUGGAGUCGACGACACUGCAGCAGUCACAUAUUAACGAAAUACCAAAUUCGGAAGUUCAGGUUCGUGAAAUUUUAAUGGUCGCACUUGGUCAUCAUGGAAAUAAACCAAUGUUAUUAGUGCGUUUAGAUACGGAAGUGCAAAUUUAUCAGGCAUACCGCUAUCCAAAGGGACACUUGAAGUUGCGAUUCAAGAAAUUUGAUCAUUCAAUCAUCUUGGGUCAGUUGAGACCUAAGCCCAAGGAGGAAAAUGAACCACGUAUGAACGACACACGAGUUUGCAUGAUGCGCUAUUUUAGCAAUAUAGCUGGAUAUAAUGGUGUCUUUAUUUGUGGUGGAUAUCCACACUGGAUAUUUUUAACUGGACGCGGAGAGUUACGAUCUCACCCGAUGGGAAUUGAUGGAGCUAUAACUUCAUUUGCACCAUUCAAUAACGUUAAUUGUCCUCAAGGAUUUUUGUACUUCAACAGAAAGGAGGAGUUGCGGAUCUGUGUCCUGCCUACACAUUUAUCGUAUGAUGCCCCAUGGCCAGUAAGAAAAGUGCCAUUACGGUGUACACCACAUUUUGUCACUUAUCACGUCGAAAGUAAAACAUAUUGCGUUAUAACGAGCACAGCAGAACCUUUAAAAAGUUAUUACCGGUUCAAUGGGGAAGAUAAAGAGUAUACAGAAGAGGAACGUUCCGAAAGAUUUUUGUAUCCAUUCCAAGAACAGUUUAGUAUAGUUCUUUUUUCACCAGUUUCCUGGGAAACUAUACCAAAUACAAAAAUAGAACUUGACCAAUGGGAACAUGUAACCUGCUUGAAAAAUGUGUCUCUGGCAUAUGAGGGCACCAGGUCAGGUCUUAAAGGGUACAUAGUCCUGGGCACCAAUUACAACUAUGGUGAAGAUAUCACCAGUCGCGGACGAAUCUUGAUCUUCGAUAUCAUCGAGGUGGUACCAGAACCGGGGCAACCAUUGACUAAGAAUAGAUUCAAGCAAAUUUACGCUAAGGAGCAAAAAGGUCCUAUCACAGCUAUCACUCAAGUCUCUGGAUUUUUGGUAUCCGCUGUAGGUCAAAAGAUAUACAUCUGGCAAUUAAAGGAUAACGACCUUGUUGGAGUGGCAUUUAUAGAUACUCAAAUUUACAUUCAUCAAAUGCUGAGUAUCAAAAGUCUCAUUCUGGUUGCUGAUGUUUACAAGUCAAUAAGUUUAUUACGGUUUCAGGAAGAGUAUAGAACCUUAUCACUCGUGAGCAGGGACUUCAGACCAUCUGAGGUAUAUACGAUAGAAUAUCUAAUAGACAAUAAUAAUCUUGGAUUUUUGGUCGCCGAUGGAGAAAGUAAUAUUGCGCUAUUCAUGUAUCAACCGGAGUCGCGUGAAAGUCUGGGUGGUCAGAAACUAAUACGAAAGGCUGAUUUUCACUUGGGUCAGAAGGUCAAUACGUUUUUCCGUAUAAAAUGUAAAUUAGCCGAUCCCGCAAAUGACAGGAAACAUUUUUGUGGCGCUGACCGGAGGCAUGUUACGAUGUAUGCUACGCUGGACGGUAGUCUUGGUUACGUAUUACCUGUUCCGGAAAAAACUUAUCGAAGACUGCUUAUGCUACAAAAUGUUUUGGUUACUCAUAUUUGCCAUACGGCUGGUCUGAAUCCAAAGGCUUACAGAACGUAUAAGAGUUACGUGAGAAUGCAGGGUAAUCCAGCUAGAGGAAUUAUUGAUGGCGAUUUAGUUUGGUGCUAUCUUCAGUUGCCCCAUAAUGAAAAAAUCGAAGUGGCUAAAAAAAUUGGUACACGAGUACAAGAAAUAAUCGAGGAUAUCACCGACAUUGAUCGACAAACUGCACAUUUUUAAAUAAGGACGAAGAAACAUGAAAAAAGAGACUAAAUAUAGAAUUGAGAUAAAUUGUACAUUUUUUAUAUAAAACCCGAAAAAGUGGAUAAUGAAAAAUUCCAAUAAACCGUCAGUAUAUAUUUGUGA
This is a messenger RNA of Cephus cinctus (wheat stem sawfly), 4576 nucleotides long. RefSeq names its product cleavage and polyadenylation specificity factor subunit 1 (gene CPSF1). The record is from RefSeq and is a predicted model, not a curated record. Gene Ontology annotation, cellular component: mRNA cleavage and polyadenylation specificity factor complex; nucleus. Bases 197 to 4450 code for a protein of 1417 amino acids. Gene Ontology annotation, molecular function: nucleic acid binding; protein binding. The transcript is spliced from 19 exons. NCBI's taxonomy places the organism in Eukaryota, Metazoa, Arthropoda, Insecta, Hymenoptera, Cephidae.